Molecule: messenger RNA, 1699 nt
Organism: Rhodotorula graminis WP1
Lineage: Eukaryota; Fungi; Basidiomycota; Microbotryomycetes; Sporidiobolales; Sporidiobolaceae
Exons: 13
Coding region: 1-1635 (544 amino acids)
Biological process (GO): carbohydrate transport; transmembrane transport
Cellular component (GO): membrane
Molecular function (GO): carbohydrate:proton symporter activity
Source: RefSeq, a predicted model, not a curated record
AUGGGCCUCAAGAAAGUCGAGGACCGGCCGACGCCGUCGGCUGUGUACAACCUGUGCGUCGCCUCUUCGCUCGCCUCGACGGCUGCGUGCCCGAUCCUGAUCGGCUACGACAGCGCCUUCUUCGGCACGAGCGUCGCCUUGACCUCUUUCAAGAACGAGUUCGGCGCCGAUAACGUCGCGAGCAACAGCGCAUGGCUCGUGUCGUGCUACCAGCUCGGCGCGCUCGCAGGAUCCCUCCUCGCGCUCCCCUGCGCGUUCUACUUCGGUCGCCGUUGGGGCCUCCUCGCCUCGGCCCUCGUCUUCACGCUCGGCGCCGGCAUCAUGCUCGCCGCCGACGGCGAGCGAGGCUUUGCGCCCAUCUACGCCGGUCGGGUCAUUGCGGGCUUGGGCAUCGGCGCCGCCUCGAACUUGACGCCCCUAUACAUCUCCGAGAUCGCGCCGCCAGCUAUCCGAGGUCAGCUCGUGGGCAUGUACGAGAUCGGCUGGCAGAUCGGCGGCCUCAUCGGCUUCUGGAUCAACUACGGCGUCUCUGAGCAACUCGCCGUCUCGCACAAGCAGUGGCUCAUCCCGUUCGCCGUCCAGCUCAUCCCGGGCGGCCUGUUCGCGAUCGGGAUCCCCUUCUUCAUCAAGGAGUCGCCUCGGUGGCUCAUCUCGCGUGGUCGGCGCGACGAGGCGAUCAAGAACCUGUGCUACUUGCGCAAGCUCGAGUACAACGACCCGUACCUCGUGCAGGAGGUCAACGACAUCGACCUCCAGGUCGAGAACGACCGCACCGCCGUCGGUCCAGGCUUCUUUGCGCCCAUCCGCCACCUCUUCAGCCGGGGCUACCUCUUCCGCCGCAUGCUCACUACUGCUGGCUUGUUCUGUCUUCAGAACGGUACAGGCAUUAACGCGAUCAAUUACUACUCGCCGACCAUCUUCCGCUCUAUCGGCGUCACGGGCGGCAACACGUCGCUGUUCACGACGGGCUUGUUCGGCGUCGUCAAGACUGUCGCUUCCCUCAUCUGGGCUUUCCUCCUCAUCGACCACCUCGGUCGCACCAAGCUCCUCAUGAUCGGCUCGGCAGGCUGUUCGGUCUCCAUGUUCAUCGUCGGCGGCUACAUCGCGAUCGGCAAGCCGCAGAACAAGACGACGUCGAGCCUCGACUCGGGCGGCGUCGCUGCCAUCUUCUUCCUGUACCUGUGGACGACCUUCUAUGCAAUUACGUGGAACGGAACGCCCUGGGUCGUCAAUGCCGAGGCGUUCCCGGGCAGUGUUCGCCAGGUCACCCAGUGCCUCGCCGCCUCGUCGAACUGGCUCUGGAACUUUGCCAUCGCUCGUGCGACGCCGACGAUGUUUGAGCAGAUGGGCGCGGGCGGGUACGGCGUGUACAUCUUCUUCGCCUGCUUCACCGUCAUGAGCAUCCCCUACGUCUUCUUCCUCCUGCCCGAGACCAAGAACGUGCCCCUCGAGGAAAUGGACCGCCUCUUCCUCGACCCGCACCCUUGGUCGGCCAACAAGCGCGUCCUCGCCGCGCUCAGGCGCGAGCGCGCCGACCGCGCCGACCCGAACAACAAGGAGGAGCUUCUGUUUGACCCGCACGCGUCGGCGCAGCAAAAGACGCAGCCAAGGCAGGACUUUGUCGAGGACGUGUAGAUAUCUGUAGACGAGCUUUUCUCUCUCUGUCUCGAGCCUGCAACGACGAAUGCGGGCCGCUCUC